AAACGAUACUAAUUGGUUUGGGCUAAUUAACAAAUCGGGACAGCUUUGCUAGCUUGUCUGUGUUAACAGCGACCAGCGCCAGGUUUAAUACUCCAACUGAACGCUACACCCAGCAGCAGGUACAACAAAGCGAGAACAAUGUUAACUAUGUAGACCUGUUAGAAAAUUGGAUUUCAAUGUAUGAGCGAAGACAUUUGGGAAAAGUUACCUCUUCAACGCAUCUAAGCGGAAACCACUGGAGUCAGUGUUACAGGAGGGUUGCAGAGACAUGGUGGGCUUCGACCCUGCAGGUCAGGCUGCUGCUCUCUCCGCACAGGAGACAGCCCUGGCUGGCUCAGCCUCGGGGAUGGUCACCAGAGCCCUCAUCAGCCCCUUUGAUGUCAUCAAAAUCAGGUUUCAGCUUCAGAUAGAGCAUGUGUCAUCACAAAGGCCUGAGGGGAAGUAUUCUGGACUAUUUCAGGCGUCUCGUUGCAUUUAUUCAGAGGAGGGACUCUCUGCUUUCUGGAAGGGUCAUAUCCCAGCGCAACUCCUCUCCAUCUGCUAUGGGGCUGUCCAGUUUACCACUUUCGAGUUUCUGACCGAGAUUGUCCAUAAGUCAACGUCGUAUGACAGUCGGAGUGCAGGAGUUCACUUUGUCUGCGGUGGCUUGGCAGCUUGCUCUGCUACAAUGUUUUGCCAGCCUCUGGACACACUGCGGACACGCUUUGCAGCUCAGGGAGAACCCAAGGUGUACAGUAACCUGCGGCAUGCUGUGUCCACAAUGUGGCGCUCAGAGGGGCCCCUGACAUUUUACCGCGGCUUGUCUCCAACACUGUUGGCAGUGUUUCCUUAUGCUGGACUGCAGUUCUUCUUCUACAAUAUCUUUAAGACGCUGCUGGUUCCCCCACCCAAAACUGGAGAAUCAGGAGGAGUAAACCUGAGAAGCCUGUUUUGUGGCAGCGGAGCUGGGAUGAUCAGUAAGACGCUCACAUACCCCUUUGACUUGUUCAAAAAGAGACUCCAGGUCGGUGGCUUUGAGGAAGCUAGAGUUCACUUCGGUCAUGUGCGGAACUACCGAGGCCUCAUAGACUGCAUGGUCCAAAUAGGCAAAGAGGAAGGCCUCCGAGGCUUCUUCAAGGGCCUCUCGCCCAGCCUUGUGAAGGCUGCCCUGUCAACAGGCUUCACCUUUUUUUGGUAUGAAUUUUUCCUCAAUGCCAUUCAAACCGUCAAGGAGAGACAGAGAACAGCUGACGUCACCAAAGACCAAGAGAAGAAAUGAUGGCAAUCAAAAAACCCUGAUGGGACAGUUACGCACAAACAAAAUGCACUUAUGCCUUGUUCACUUGCACUGCACAAGUAUGUCAGCUGGGUUGGUGGUGGUGGUUUCUUUUGUUUACGUAUAAGAAUAGUUCUGUUCUGUCGUUACAUCAUAUAACGUACAAGUAUCAUAUUUCAUAAAAUGCAUAUAACCUGAAUAUAUGCGUCCAUAAUAUUUUUUUAUAAAUGCUUUGCAUUAUAUUCCACCCUUGUACCAGAUGUGCACCAAUGCUGACAAAAAAGUUUUUUUUUUUUUUCUUUCUCCAUAUUUUAGAGUCAUUCCCAAUCAAUUAGGAACCUGUUGGUGACUGUACCUGUACUAUCGGGUUUUCACUCAUUCUUUAUCUUUCUCAAUCUAUCUUCUUGGCAGAAGUGAUAUAGUUUGGUAUCACCUCUUCAGAUCUACAGAGCUGAUCAAUAAAAGUAGCUGAAGCUGUUCAUCAGCGGUGUGACUUCAAAACAGCUUUAGCUUGGCAAGAAUUAAAGUGUUAGUUUUCACAGAAAAUGCAUCACAAAACUAAACCAAUGGUUAUAUACCAGCCAUUUAAUGGGGAACCUUUAAGUUCAUGGAAAAUAAAGAUGAAAUUGUGGAUUUUCACUUCUGCUUCUGUUAACUUGCAUUUUAUUUAAUCAGGUUGGGAUUGGGAAUCGAGCGAAAUAACCCGAAAAAGGUGUUUAUAGCGAUAUAUAAGACAUAAUUUGGUUCACAUUGUGUCCACAUUCAACAGUCAUUUAUUUGUGCUGACAUAUCUUACCAUCUUUGGGACAUCCAGGUCUUCAAUUCUAUGUUUGAAUACUUUUUUGGUUUUUAACAUGAACAUUUAAUAUACAAGUACUGUGUUGACAUUUGCAGAGAUGAUGCAAUAGGAUUCAGUUCGCUAAAAUGUCAUUACUUGUCUGAACAGACUGGUAGCUGAGAGUUAAAACCGGAUCUGUUGCAACAUCUUUUGCUCUUUUUUUU
Messenger RNA from Cololabis saira (Pacific saury), 2257 nucleotides. It is a transcript of the gene slc25a19, whose product is annotated as solute carrier family 25 member 19. NCBI's taxonomy places the organism in Eukaryota, Metazoa, Chordata, Actinopteri, Beloniformes, Belonidae. Bases 269 to 1258 code for a protein of 329 amino acids. Gene Ontology annotation, molecular function: thiamine transmembrane transporter activity. Gene Ontology annotation, biological process: thiamine pyrophosphate transmembrane transport. Gene Ontology annotation, cellular component: mitochondrial inner membrane. The transcript is spliced from 7 exons. The record is from RefSeq and is a predicted model, not a curated record.